This is a messenger RNA of Pseudoliparis swirei, 522 nucleotides long. The record is from the annotation of a RefSeq genome assembly. Lineage: Eukaryota; Metazoa; Chordata; Actinopteri; Perciformes; Liparidae.
AUGACUUAUGUUAUAUCUUUUUCUUUGUUAAGCUUAGUAUUGGGGUUAGUAGCAGUUGCUUCUAAUCCUUCUCCUUAUUUUGCUGCUUUGGGUUUAGUAGUUGUGGCGGGGGUUGGGUGUGGGGUAUUAGCGGGCUUUGGAGGGCCGUUUUUGUGUUUAGUUUUGUUUUUAAUUUAUUUAGGGGGAAUAUUGGUAGUUUUUGCUUAUACGACAGCAUUAGCUGCUGAACCUUUUCCAGAGGCUUGAGGAAGUCGGACAGUUUUAAUAUAUAUAGUUAUGUAUAUUAUGGUGGUGGUGGGGAUUUCAAGUAUAGUAUGGGGGGGUUGAUAUGGGGCGUCUUGAGUUCCUGUUGAUGAAAUUGGGGGGUUUUCUGUAUUUCGGGGGGAUAUUAGUGGGGUAGCUUUAAUAUAUUCAGUAGGGGGGUGGAUAGUGGUAGUAAGUGCUUGGGUGCUUUUGCUUACGUUGUUUGUAGUUUUAGAAUUAACUCGAGGUUUAGGAUGGGCAAGUCUUCGUGCAGUUUAA